GGUGAAGUUUUCGAUUUUUCGUGUUCCUGAAAAAUGUCGGCUUCCAAAAGUGGAAACCUAGUACCUAAAAGACUAGGCUCAGUGAUUAAACUGAAGCCAGGCAUGUACGAAAGGUACAAAGAGCUGCAUGCUGCUGUAUGGCCAAAGGUCCUACAAAGAUUGACAGCUAGUAACAUCAGGAAUUUUACCAUCUACUUUGAUAAGCACAAUCAAGUGUUAUUUUCUCACAUGGAGUAUAUCGGUGACAAUUUUGAGGCAGACAUGGCUGCCAUUGGUGCUGACCCUGUAACCAAAGAGUGGUGGAAAGAAUGUGAGCCGUGCCAGGAGUCAUUUGAUUGGACAGGUCCAGCCCCUUCAGAGGGUGGGACUGGCGGCAACUGGUGGGCUCCCUGUGAAGAGCUAUUCCACGAUGGGCACCAUGCCACGUCAUUCUCAUGAGGGUGUGACCGCACAGAAAACAAUUGCUCAGUUUUAGAAAGAAAAUAUUAACAAACCCAUUUUACAUUAUAAUGCGAGUUGGCCAUGAAGACAACAUUUUAAAUCAUAGUUUUGAUCGACACAGACUUAAUAGGUCAGAGUUCCAAUGUGCACUGACAUAAUUCUUUGCUUCACUUUUUGGGUCAUGAAGUUUAUGUCAAUAAGUUUAUUCCUAUUUUCCGCAUUGGUUUGGCCUACAAUCAAAAACAGAUUUCGACUUUUAAUCUCAAAUGGGGUAAAAUCAUCAAGCAUUCCCUCUGAAUUCAUUAUUUCACCCUACAUUAAUUUCAAACCAACUGAAAAGUGAAUUUAUGCGUGUGCGUUUGUGGCACCUCUGUCUCCCCCUUAUCUAAAUUUCUAUGGAAAUUCAAAAAAGCAUGUCUUUGUUCAAUAUUUUUUUGCUGGCUUGACUAGUACAAUUUGACUAUCACAUAGAAACCACUCUGAGAGCUCAUAUAUUUAUCCUUUAGAGUUGUGUGUCCUUUAGAGUUGUGAGUUCUAUCUUUCAUUCUCUGCGAUUACAGAUGUGAAUGUAAUCAUUCUAGACAAGUUGAUUUUCAUGAACCCGUGAACUACACUUUAGCAUAUUACACUUUGUGGUCUAAUUCUAUUGUUCUCUUUUCCAUUUUACUGACUUACCGUCAAAUCCGUUGUAUCGCGACACCACAUUUUCAAAACAUUGAUAUGUUUUUGUCUUUUGGGAUUUUCUGUUCCGCCAGUCAAAUUAUUCUAAGCCAAUCAGAUUCUUGUCAUCUCUUGUCUAGUGCAGUUGCCUGACUUUCUGUCGCGACACUGUCUGGUUUUCGUCCAGAGGAUAGCCAGGGAAGUGCACAAAGCGAGACUCUGAUUGACUCAGAAUGGUUUUACUGACGGAACAGAAAACCAAAACAAAUCGUGUUAUGAAAACGCGGGUCGCGACACUACGGAUUCGACAGUACCUUUGACUAUCACACUUUGUUUCACAGGUUAAUGAAAAGCAUUCUAGUAGUAAUGGUUAUCUUUUUAAAGUCAGUGGUCAUAUCACAGUUGAAACUACCCUAAGAGGUAGUUCCUUAUCACUGUAUCACUGUCAAAGUAACAAUGUUGUAACAUGUCUUUUACUCAAGGCUUAAAGCGUGGGUGACUCUGAAAAGAUGUUUGGAUUAUGCUCUAACAAAUACAAUGCUUCACAGGAAAGCAGCGUUUGGCAAAA
Messenger RNA from Nematostella vectensis (starlet sea anemone), 1669 nucleotides. RefSeq names its product L-rhamnose mutarotase. Bases 34 to 438 code for a protein of 134 amino acids. Gene Ontology annotation, molecular function: racemase and epimerase activity, acting on carbohydrates and derivatives. The transcript has 3 exons. The record is from RefSeq and is a predicted model, not a curated record. NCBI's taxonomy places the organism in Eukaryota, Metazoa, Cnidaria, Anthozoa, Actiniaria, Edwardsiidae.